AUGGCGAAACCCUCUCAAUCCCGCGUCGUCGUCCUCCUCCCAAUCGCGGCCAUCCUCGCGGUGGCCCUCCUCCUCCCACUCGCCCGCUCAGACGCCGACGCGGACGCCGGAUCCACCCCCACCACCGCGUACGACGAGCUCCGUCUCCGCGGCUUCCCCCGGGGCCUGCUCCCGGCCAACGUCCGCGGCUACACGCUCGACGCCGGCUCGGGGGACUUCGCCGUCGACCUCGUCUCCAGCUGCCGCAUCGUGCUGCCCGCGGGAAGCUACCUCGCCAACUUCAACGACCGCAUCACCGGCCACCUCGACGAUGGCCGCAUCUCCGGGCUCAGCGGCAUCAGAGUCAAGGCCUUCUUCCGCUGGUGGUCAAUCACCGGGAUCCGCGCCGAUGGGGACGACCUCGUCUUCGAGGUCGGCUCCGUCUCCGCCAAAUUCCCCGCUCGCCACUUCAAGGCCAGCCUCGAAUGCCCAGCCAAGGCCAACUCUUAG
Molecule: messenger RNA, 489 nt
Organism: Lolium rigidum
Lineage: Eukaryota; Viridiplantae; Streptophyta; Magnoliopsida; Poales; Poaceae
Exons: 1
Coding region: 1-489 (162 amino acids)
Source: RefSeq, a predicted model, not a curated record